AUGGUCCAGCCAAUCAUCGCCCCCUCUAUUCUUUCCUCAGACUUUGCCAAGCUCGGCGCACAAUCGCGAAUGAUGGUCGACUACGGAGCGGACUGGCUCCACGUUGACAUCAUGGAUGGCCACUUUGUGCCCAACAUUUCGUUUGGCCCCACCGUGGUCAAGUGCCUGCGAGCCGAACUUCUCAAGGGCGAGGCGUUUUUUGACUGCCACAUGAUGGUCACUGAUCCCCUACGAUGGGUCGAGCCCAUGGCCGACGCCGGAGCCGACCAGUACACCUUCCACUACGAGGCAUGCUACGACCACGAGGAGGUCAUCAAGGCCAUCAAGGCCAAGGGAAUGAAGGCCGGCAUUGCUAUCAAGCCCGCCACCUCGGUGGAGGUUGUCUACCCUCUGGUUGACCAGCUUGAUCUGGUUCUCGUCAUGACUGUGGAGCCUGGCUUUGGAGGCCAGAAGUUCCAGCAGGACAUGAUGCCCAAGGUGGCUGCUCUGAGAGAGCGAUACCCCAACCUCAACAUCGAGGUCGAUGGUGGUCUUGGCCCCCAGACCGUCGAUGACGCCGGAGCUGCUGGUGCUAAUGUCAUUGUCGCCGGUACCUCUGUCUACCACUCCGACUCUCCUCCCCGAACCAUCAAGGAGAUGCGAGACAAGCUCAUCACCUAUCAGAAGGACAUUGAGAUGGCCGCCGAGCACCCCGAGAUCGUUACCAUCCAGCAAGAGAUUCUGCCUGUCCCCGCUGCUGCCUCUGCCUAA
Yarrowia lipolytica CLIB122 is the source of this 750-nucleotide messenger RNA. RefSeq lists its product as uncharacterized. Gene Ontology annotation, cellular component: cytosol. NCBI's taxonomy places the organism in Eukaryota, Fungi, Ascomycota, Dipodascomycetes, Dipodascales. The record is from RefSeq and is a predicted model, not a curated record. Gene Ontology annotation, biological process: pentose-phosphate shunt; pentose-phosphate shunt, non-oxidative branch; carbohydrate metabolic process. Gene Ontology annotation, molecular function: D-ribulose-phosphate 3-epimerase activity; metal ion binding.